UAACCAAGUACAAAUAACAAACAUCUUUUGUCCCCCCAAUAAACAUUGAGAGUUCCUACUUAGUAAUACUAACAUGGCUUUUAAACUCACAAUAUGUUUAUUGAUAUGUCUUAUUGGGAUAGUGUCAGCUACAAAUACAAUUACUUCAGCAACUAAUUAUGUGUCUUCUUAUAUACCUGAUAUUUAUAGUACUACGAUCCUUGCGAAGUGUCCUUUGGCUCUGUAUACCAUUAAGACAGAAAUAAAUAAGGCUGUAAGUAAAGAGAAUCGCAUGGGUGCAUCUUUACUCCGUCUUCAUUUCCAUGACUGCUUUGUCCAAGGGUGUGAUGCAUCAGUAUUGUUAAAGGAUACCCCCAAAUUCAAGGGCGAACAAGGUGCCUUACCCAAUGUGAAUUCUCUGAGGGGUUUUGAUGUGAUUGAGAAUAUCAAAGCCAAAUUAGAGGCAUUGUGCCCAUACACUGUUUCUUGUGCAGAUAUCUUAGCCGUUGCAGCCAGAGAUUCUGUUGUAGCGCUUGGUGGACCUAGUUGGGCAGUUCGGUUGGGAAGAAGAGACUCAACAACUGCAAGUUUUGGUGGUACUUUUGAUUUACCAGCUCCCUUUCAUGAUCUUAAAAACCUUACUAUUACUUUCCAAAAGAAGGGUUUCUCUGUCGAUGAAAUGGUUGCUUUAUCAGGUGCUCACUCAAUAGGCCAAGCAAAAUGCUCCCUCUUCCGAUCAAGAAUUUACAACGAAACCAAUAUUGACGGAAAUUACGCAAAAUCAUUGCAAGCAAUUUGUCCAAAGAAAGGUGGUGAUAGCAACAGUUCUCCUUUGGAUCCAACUCCAAACUUCUUCGACAAUGCUUAUUACAAAAAUUUAGUGUACGAGAAGGGUCUUUUGCAUUCUGAUCAACAACUCUAUAUUAAAGGUGGUUACACUAAUAAAAAAGUUUUAGAUUAUGCUUACAACCCAAAACUCUUCAACCUCGAUUUCGCUAACGCCAUGACUAAGAUGGGAAAUCUCAGUCCUCUAACUGGAAACAAAGGUCAGAUCAGAAAAGUCUGCAGCAGAGUGAAUUGAGUUUGUUGUUCUGACUACUAAAUUCCCAAAUGUGUUAUUUGUUGGUCGAUGAAGAGUUUUCGUUUCGAAAUUUGUGUUAAGUAUCAAGGGAUUCUUUUUCAAGUUUUAAAUAAGUGUGCUUCACGGGUACUUCUGAAGAUGUUACUCAUUUUAGGAGUACUUUUGUCUAAGCACGUUGUGGAGUUCUGAUUCUAAAGUCUCUAGUGUUUGACAAGUAGUGUUUGUCAUCUUAAGUUUACAUUUUUGGGUAUCAAUUAUUGUUUGAUGAAUAUUCCAUGUCAUGUAAUUUGUUUUUGGUAUUUGAGAGUUAUGAAAUUAUUUUAUUAUAUAUUGUAUUCAA
This is a messenger RNA of Cicer arietinum (chickpea), 1400 nucleotides long. Its product is annotated as cationic peroxidase 1-like. Gene Ontology annotation, biological process: hydrogen peroxide catabolic process; response to oxidative stress. The record is from RefSeq and is a predicted model, not a curated record. Lineage: Eukaryota; Viridiplantae; Streptophyta; Magnoliopsida; Fabales; Fabaceae. Gene Ontology annotation, molecular function: heme binding; peroxidase activity.